AUGGCACCUAGAUUGCCUCCCCCUCCUCAACCGAAUGAACCUGAUGCUUCCAACAACUCUAGAUUGUUGGAGAACGUCAUUGAGAGACUCCAACAACAAAAUACCACCCUCAUGGAACAAAACGCCACGCUGAUGCAGCAAAACCAAGCUGCUAUGCAGAGUCUGGAGGCAUCUCGUGCAAAUUCUGAGACCACGCAGAGACAGUUAAUGGAGAUACUUGCAGCAACUAGAGGUGCGUCUGGAGCAUCCUCUUCAAACGCUGCCCAACCAAAUGCUGAAUGGAGUUUGGAGAGUUUUCUCCAACAUCAUCCGGUCAAGUUCAGUGGGAAAGGUUUUCCGGAUGAAGCGGAUCAGUGGCUGAGAGAUAUGGAGAGAAUUUUUAACGCCAAGAGAUGUCCGGAUGAAAACCGCUUGGCGUAUACGGAGUACUUGCUGACUGGGGAAGCAAGCCACUGGUGGGCGAGCGCCAGAGCUAUUGUAACGGACGCUCACCAGCAGAUUACUUGGGAAGUGUUCAGAAACAAGUUCUAUGAAGAGUACUUCCCUGACAGCGUCCGUUUUGCAAAGGAGGUUGAGUUUUUACAGCUGGUUCAAGGGGGAAUGUCAGUUUCUGAAUAUACCAACAAGUUCAAGCACCUUAUUCGGUUUAAUACACUGGCCACCAGUGGAGAGUGGCAGUGUAGGAAGUUUGAGAACGGUUUAAGGAGUGAUUUGAAGGUGAUGAUUUCAAGCCUGUGCAUAAGAACGUUUCCUGCCAUGGUUGAGAGGGCCAAGGUGUUGGAGAAGAACAUGGCGGAAGCGGAACGGCACAAGAAACAGCAAACAGCAAGGGGGCCGAUUGUCUCAAGGGGAAAUGUGAAUCAGAGAGGAUCCCCUUAUGCUCGUCCAGCAGUUAACGCGAGUGGAUCUCAAGCCUUGGUCCCUGCUGGACAGUCUGGGCAGCAAGGUAGCGUUGUAUGUUUCAAGUGUGGAGGGCCACAUUAUCGAUCGUCAUGUCCUCAGCUAGUUGGAGUGAAAUAUUGCACUCGGUGUAGGCGAAAUGGCCAUCUGGAGAACGAGUGCAACAUGGGCGGACGCGCAGUAAUGAGGCCGCCGAACGCUGGGAGAAAUCAGCAGGGAAGAGGUGGUCGAGCCCAAGCUACUGGACGGGUGUAUGCAAUCACUGGAGCGGAGGCAGCGAGCUCAGGUACGCUCGUCACUGGUACCUGCCUAGUUCAUGGAAUACCUUGCUGUGUGUUAUUUGAUUUUGGGGCGACGCACUCCUUCAUAUCGAAGGCAUGUGUUGAAAAGCUGGGGAUUGUGGAGAGAGAUAUGCAGUUCGACUUGGUGGUAUCAACACCAGCGGCUGGAGAGCUUAGGACAUCUACCGUAUGCAUUAGAUGUCCUAUUGUGGUUGAGGGGCAUAGUUAUAAGGUGAAUUUAAUCUGUUUACCUUUGAAGGACUUGGAAAUCAUUCUAGGGAUGGAUUGGUUGGCUGUCAACCACAUUCUCAUAGAUUGUGGCAAUAAGGAGUUAGUAUUAACGGACGAAGAUGAAGAAUGCGUAGGUGUGACGCUCGGUCAAUUGAAAGAAGAUAUUAUGGAGGGCGCGUCUUGCUUCUUGAUCAUGACGCAUGAAGACCAAGAGCUGGGAGAAUUGAGGCAAGAACGAGCAUCCGUUGUUGACAGUAAAGAACGAACGUCCAUUUUGGAGGAAUUCCAGGACGUUUUUCCAGAAGAAAUACCAGGGUUACUUCCUGUGCGUGAGAUUGAAUUCACCAUUGACCUGGUGACCACAGCAGCCCCUAUAUCUGUUCAACCGUACCGUAUGGCGCCUGCAGAGUUGGUUGAACUCAAAAAGCAGAUUGAAGAGCUAAUGGAGAAGCAAUUCAUAAGACCGAGCGUAUCGCCCUGGGGAGCGCCUGUACUCUUAGUGAAGAAGAAGGAUGGCAGCUCUCGGUUAUGUAUAGACUACAGGCAAUUGAACAAGCUGACCAUCAAGAACAAAUACCCGUUGCCAAGGAUUGAUGACUUGUUGGAUCAACUGCAUGGGGCAACGGUGUUCUCUAAGAUUGAUUUGCGUUCGGGAUAUCACCAAAUCAGGGUGAAGGAGGACGACAUCCAGAAGACUGCUUUUAGGUCGCGUUAUGGACACUACGAGUAUGUAGUGAUGCCAUUUGGAGUAACAAACGCUCCUGCAGUGUUCAUGGAUUAUAUGAACCGCAUCUUCCGGCCAUACUUGGACAAGUUUGUGGUCGUUUUUAUAGAUGAUAUUCUCAUCUACUCUAAGACCCAAGCUGAGCAUGAAGAACACUUGAGGGCAGUGCUGAGCGUGUUGAGGGAAAAUGAGUUGUAUGCAAAACUGUCCAAGUGUGAAUUCUGGAUGAAGGAGGUGCAGUUUCUGGGCCAUAUUGUGUCCGCUGGAGGGAUCUCGGUAGACCCAGCAAAGGUACAAGCGGUUAUGGAAUGGGAACGCCCGCGUUCAGUCACGGAGGUGAGAAGCUUCGUUGGUCUUGCGGGCUACUAUAGGCGUUUCAUUGAGGGGUUUUCUAAGAUAGUAGCACCGUUGACGCAACUUACAAGGAAGGAUCAGCCGUUCGCUUGGACUGAUUUGUGUGAGGAGCGUUUUCAAGAGCUGAAAGUGAAGUUGACGAGCGCUCCUGUACUAAUCAUUCCGGACACGUCCAAGCCUUUUGAAGUGUACUGCGACGCGUCUCAUCAAGGGUUGGGUUGUGUGCUGAUGCAAGAAAGACGAGCGAAGGAGCUGAAUAUGAGACAGAGACGUUGGUUAGAGUUCUUAAAAGACUAUGAGUUUGAGUUGCUCUAUCAUCCUGGGAAGGCCAAUGUAGUGGCGGACGCUCUAAGCAGGAAGGCAGUGCAUGUCUCGGUUAUGAUGGUGAGAGAGUUAAGUUUAGUGGAGAGUUUCAGAGAUCUAAGGUUACAGUUCGAAUUAGAACCGAAAAGCAUCAAGUGUUGUAACCUUAGCAUAUCUAGCGAUGUGUUUGAUCGGAUUUGGAUGAAGCAACGCGAGGAUGAAGAGCUGGAAGGAGAGAACGUGCUAACCGGACCUGAGCUCAUCCAACAAACAACCGAGAAAGUUAAAUUGAUCCAAGAUAGAUUGAAGACGUCCUUGAGCAGGCAGAAAUCCUAUGCGGAUAGAAGAAGAAGACCAUUGGAGUUUGCUGCAGGAGACCACGUGUUCUUAAGACUAAAUCCGAUCACUGGAGUAGGCAGAGUGGUUCGUCCAAAGAAGCUGUCUCCCAAGUUCAUAGGGCCGUACCAGAUUUUGAAGAAGAUUGGACCAGUAGCUUAUGAGCUUGCCUUGCCUCCUCAACUAUCAAAUAUACAUCCGGUCUUCCAUGUGUCUCAACUUAGGAGGUAUAUAGCUAAUCCCUCUCAUGUCUUGGAGCUGGAGAAUAUUCAACUGCGCCAAGACCGAACGUUGGAGUUACAACCAGUCCGCAUUGAAGAUGAACGCACCAAGCUACAUAAAGGAAAGGACGUUCGUUUGGUGAAGAUAGUGUGGGACGCUAAGACUGGUGACUCAACUUGGGAAGUGGAGAGUGCAAUGAGGGACUUGUAUCCACACUUGUUUACGAAUGGUAGAGCACCUCUUGAAGAAAUGCUGGAAGAAGAAAAUUUGGAAGAUGCAAAUCUGGUUGAGGUAGAAGUCAAGGCCGAGCCUUAG
Molecule: messenger RNA, 3666 nt
Organism: Vigna angularis (adzuki bean)
Lineage: Eukaryota; Viridiplantae; Streptophyta; Magnoliopsida; Fabales; Fabaceae
Exons: 4
Coding region: 1-3666 (1221 amino acids)
Molecular function (GO): zinc ion binding; nucleic acid binding
Source: RefSeq, a predicted model, not a curated record